Molecule: messenger RNA, 2113 nt
Organism: Saccostrea cuccullata (small rock oyster)
Lineage: Eukaryota; Metazoa; Mollusca; Bivalvia; Ostreida; Ostreidae
Exons: 1
Coding region: 345-1487 (380 amino acids)
Source: RefSeq, a predicted model, not a curated record
CCCAACAGAUUAGCGACGGACAAUUAUUUCUUCUGCACAAUUAAGUCGAAUAAGAUGAUAUUAAAAACUUAACCGAUGCAUGUUGAAACAAACGCAUUAUGAUGUUCAGCACCUUCUUGACAAUUGUGUCAAAAGAAUUUCUGAUUUAUAUUGGAUGAAAACAAAAGACGGAAAUUUUUAUCAAGACAGGGCGAUCAGACAAAACAUACUUAACUGUUUAAAGGCGGUGACUGUUCUUCUCUGGACAACGUAUUAAAUUACAUGUGAACUUUUAUAAUAAUGAAGUCGAAGUGUUCCGAACUGGAGUGGUGAAAAGUGGAUAAAAUUUCAUCGAUUUCAUAGGUAUGGCAUCAGUAAUGCCUUCCAAACCCGAACAACAGAAACCUGUUCCGAUACAGGAAUUGGAGAUUUCUCCCGAAACUUUGGCUUUUACACAAGGUAAGGAUGCGAAGAACAUAAAAAUUAAACAAUUUCUAUGCGUCCGCAAUGUCAUUCCCAAGACUAACUUAUACCAGGCGAUCCUUUUGGAGAACAGAAGCCAGGACAGACAUUUACAAAUAACAUUAUCAAGUUUAUCUGCACGACAGCUCAAACAUGCAAAUUCUUUUGAUCUCACUGCAAGGACUUUCAUGGCCAUGCAGGAAAGAAAACAGAAAAAGUGGAAGAGGGAAGACGAAUUAAGGCUUUCGAGUAUGAAUCUUCCUAGUCUUCAAGGAUCAGAAAAUUUAACUCCGUGUCUCGAUGUGAUGUACCACAUGCCUGAAUACUCGGUGAGAGCGAGACCAGCUCGUAGCAAAUCCAGAGAAAAAGAAAAAUCCAAAUUUCCAAAGAUGCCAUAUAGCAUCCGACGUGAACAAACCGAGAUUGCCACGUACAAUGACAAAACAUACAUGACAAAAUUACCAGAAAUGGUUGAGGUCGAUCAAGACGCACUCCAACAUUACGACAUGUAUCGUGGAAAGAAAUACCUGAAUGCUGGUGCUACUAAAUCUGACGAAAGGUUUAAACAUCUGACAGAAACAUUGAAACCCGCUCAUUUGAAAGACUUAGACAAGUAUCCUCUUGAAAAUGCAACAAGUAAAAGUCGACUUUCCAAAUAUAGCAGUUCCUCUCGGGUUUCUUCCAGAGAAUCAGACGAUGAUGUUGUAUUUUCCCGGCAUAUGGCAUCCAAACCGAGGCCAAGUUGGAUGCUGACACGCCCUGAGACAUCAGAGGUAAUGACAUUUACCCAAGGAAGCAAGCCUAGAAGAGAGGUCUCUGUGUCUUUUGAAGACCAACCGAAGAAAGUCAAGAAAAGCGAAGAAAUAUUGGAGUCUUUUAGAACUAUGGAUGUGAAAAAAUUAGCGAAAUCAAUUCUAAAAGAAAAGAAAGAAACUUCCAAUACUGAUACACAAGAAACAGAAGCAAUGGAAGAAACAGCAUCGGGAGAGAACAAGAAAGUUUUUGUCCCAGGAGUGAACGUGUAUUACUCUACAAAGGGUAAUUAACAGAGAUGCAGGGAUAAUGUUCUUUUUAGGAAACAGCUGUUUCUUUAUUCUUUUUUUCUCUUUGGAAGGGGAAAAACGUAUGUUUGUAUUUUUAUGAAUUAAAAAUUACAGGCUAGGAACUGUUCUUUCUCUAUUGAUAUUAAUAGUUUAAUGUUCUUUAAAUCCCAAUUAAGAUGUUUAGUUACCGACACAUGACAAUGCAUUAACUGGCACACGCAAUCCUUUUUAUUAGUAAUCCAGUUCAAUACAAGGGCAUAGAACUAAGUACUAUGUAACUUAAACCCCGCUUACUUACUUUGUAUAUGAUCCUUAAAAACAAUUUCUAUGUACAAAACAAUAAUGAUUGUGUUGUUGUUUCUCCGUUUGUAGACUCGUUUAAAUAUGGACCACGCGCUAGCUUUGAAAGCAUUGUAAUACUAGUAUAUAGGCAUACAAUGUCAGUUAUAUGUAUUUGUUUAUAAAGUACAUCUGUAUUUCGAUCUGUUUUGAAAAAAAAAUGUGGAAUUUAAGCCGCCACUUGGACAACCUUGACAUGUUUCUUUAUAGGGCUUUGUUGUAAAAGAAAUACAUCUUUCUUACAUAAAGACGUUUUCUUAUCAAUAUCAUUUUGUGUAGAAAUAAAAAGA